AAAAUAUCCGAGGCCAGCCAAAACCGCGGGAACCCCGACUGCCAGAAAUUACCAGGAAGAACCGUUAAUCUGCCGUCACGUGCGCCGGUGCUUCAACUGUGCAGCAGCGCCACCGCCUUACUGCUCCAGAUUUCCCCUAUCAAACAGUUUGUCGGCGAUAUCUUAUAAAUCCAUUUCGCAGUUCUCUCCAACCAAUUUCCUCCCCCUUCCUUAUCACAUUUCCCCCCCCUCAUUUACUCUCUCCGUUACAUUUCAUCAGCUUUAUCUAUUUGUUUUUUUUGUUUUGUUUCCAGUUGCGGAUCCGAAAUGAAGCGUGAAGACGUACCGAAAUCUCCCCAAGGCGAUUCGAUUCCGGCUUCUCCGCUGAUGGAGUUCUGCGAGGAGUUCUCGCAGUCGUUCGAAUUCAAGGCGGAGACAGUCUCCGAUGAGUCAUCGCCGCCGGCGGCGGGCGGUGGAGUUCGUCCUCCUUCUCUUCCUCAGCCGCUGGCGAUUCUUCACGAGACGCCCAUCCCUCCGUUUCUGUCGAAGACGUUCGACCUGGUGGACGACCGAGCUCUGGACGCCGUGAUCUCGUGGGGAGCCGACGGGGUGAGCUUCGUGGUUUGGGAUUCGAUCGAAUUCUCCAGAACCGUGCUCCCUCGCAACUUCAAGCACAACAAUUUCUCCAGUUUUGUUCGCCAGCUCAAUACUUAUAUUGCAACUUCCGUGUGUGUAAACUGGAGGGUUCUUUGUAAAUUUGAGCAGAUUUAUUGACAUGUAAAAGGGUUUUAAUUAUCUGAUGUAAUAGUAUAGUGGGUAGAUUUAGGGAAGUAGUAUAGUAAUUAGCUUCUGCAAAUUCAGAUGAUUAUGAUAAGUUAUAGGUGAAGUUUUGAUCAUGCUAGCGCCGACCUCUGAAUUUGUAGUGGAGCGGGGAGCUAUCUACCUAAUCCGAAUCCAGGGAUUUCGCAAGAUAGAUGCUGACAAAUGGGAGUUCGCAAACGAAGGCUUUCAACAAGGUCAAAGGCACCUCCUUCGAAACAUCCAGCGGCGGAAGUCACCACAAUCGUCAUCAUCUCAGCAAAGCAGUGGCCAUGUUGUUGGGUCCUCUGGGGAAGCAGCUGGGAAGUCUGGGCUGGAGAGUGAGGUGGAGAUGCUGAGGAAGGAGAGAGGAGCAAUGAUGCAGGAAGUUGUAGAACUUCAGCAGCAGCAAAGAGGAUCUAUUCAGCAUAUGGAGACCGUCAACAAGAGGAUUAAUGUAGCUGAGCAGAGACAAAAACAGAUGCUUUCCUUCCUGGCAAAGCUGUUCAGAAAUCCAGGAUUCCUCGACAGACUGAAGGAAAGCAAGGAGGAACGACAACGAGGCAUCAUAGGAGAAGGAUCAAAGAGGAAGAAGAAGUUCCUCAGACAAAGUCAAGGUGAAGCGAGUGGAAGUUCUACACCUAUUCAAGGGAAGAUGAUAAAGCACAAGUCUGAGUUGUUUCCUAUGGAGGAUGAGCUAUCACCCGACAUAAUCUUGCAAAACAUGGCAGGAGGUGCAGACAGAGAAGGUUUUCCAUUUGAACUCAGCUCUUUCGUAUCAACAGAUGACUUGGCUGCUGCAGGGCAAGAUUUCAUAAGCCCCACAGAGGAGAUUGAGGAUCCAUGUUAUAAAGGGAAGAAUGUGGUGAUGGAUCCACAGCAAGAACUAGGUCCUGAAUAUUUUGUCUCCUACCCUGACGAUUUGGAAUUGGGAGUGCAGCAGGAGGACUUGACACUUCCUGCCGUCUCAAGUCCAGGUUUCGAAAGCAUGGUCAAACAAGAGGUUGAUGUAUGGAGCAUGGGAUUCGACACUCAUCCGAUCAUGGCUAACAGUACAGGGAACGAGCUGUGGGAGUUUGGAGUUACAGGUGGGUUCUCUGACAUCUGGGAUUUAGGAUCUACACAAGCAGCAGAAGGAAGUUCAGGUGUCGACAAGCAGCUGCAGGCUGAUGGAAGCUUAUUACUCGAUGAGCCUGAAUCUGAUAUUCGUGCUGCCCAGCCGGAGGAUGCUGGUAGUUUGAAAAGAAGUUAGAUACUGGCGUCGUUACUUGUCGAUGCCAACUUUAGUAUUAUAUAGUAUGCAAGACUGGAUAUCUUUACUGAACUUACGUUUCUUUCAUUGAAUGCGUACCACUAUUUUGAUUUUUAUUUUCAAUCUUGAGAUUACUUUUUUCACUUUUCAGCUUUAUUUUGCUGAAAUUUCUUUAUUAUUCAUGUUUUAACUCUCUAGUAUGCAACAGAUGAGCCGGAAGUUGGCGUGCUAGUUAUCUUGGAUUCUUGUUAACGGAUGACUUGAAGAGUUUUUGAGCACUUGCAGGUGAAAUCAGCUAGAGCAGGUUGGUGUCAUGUUGAGCUUAGCAGAGUUUUCAGCUUAUGGUUCCUUCAGCUGUUAUGAAGUCUGGAAAUCUCUCAUCUUCGACAUUAUGGGACUCCUCUGAAAAUAAUACUAUGAUAGUGACUUUGUUCAAUCGGUUUGCUUGUAUUUAGCCGACUGUUCUCAGUGGCCUCUUAUCUGUUCAUACAUGAUACAUAGGCAGGGCCAAAUUCACUAUGGUGUUUGCUAGGAAUUAGGAUAGUUCUGCACUUAAAAGAAAGUUCCUGCUUAUGUUGAACAAAGUUCUGUACCUUGC
This is a messenger RNA of Linum tenue, 2627 nucleotides long. Lineage: Eukaryota; Viridiplantae; Streptophyta; Magnoliopsida; Malpighiales; Linaceae. The record is from the annotation of a GenBank genome assembly.